Messenger RNA from Symbiodinium necroappetens, 978 nucleotides. The record is from the annotation of a GenBank genome assembly. Lineage: Eukaryota; Dinophyceae; Suessiales; Symbiodiniaceae.
AUGGCGGACGAUACUUACGCGGCACUCCUCGACCUGGCGCUGACCUGCAAGGAUGGGGGACCCAAGCCUUUGCGGACUCGGGAUGGUGAUGGUCGCUGGGGACGUGAAGAUCUCAGUGCGUGGGAAACAUGGAGAGUGCGACAGGACACCAUCAGGAUCUUUCGAAUGUUAUUUGUUUGGAUGGUGUCGGCAGCGGCUGCCAAGGAAGCGUGUGAGAAACUUCCGGACUUUCUCAUAGAGCAUCCCGAGGACCCCAAGGAGUUCAUGGACGCGGCUACUCAUGGUGAGCGUCGGGAGUGGACCUCGUUGUGGGCUUUUCCAGAAGUGCAGUUCAUUAAGGAGGAGCUUGGCUGGCAUUGGUGGCAGUUUGAUCAAGGGCCUCUAGGACAUCCUCGCCGGAAGCCGACAAGGGUGCUAUCAUCAGUACAGUGCCCGCGGGAGCUUCAUGGUGUACGUGGACCUUCGGUGGUCUCCGAGGAGGAGUGCGACCAUGAUGGGGGUGGGUUUCGCUCAUCUUCGUGGGCGUCAUGGGCACCCCAGCUGAAGCAGGUCAUCAAAACCGAGGUGGAGCUGAGUUUGGCUGGAGCCACCUUGGAGCGAGUGAUGAAGCUGGACAAUAGCUUCAUGGAGCACCUCCAGCGGGAUCAUAUUCCGUAUCGUCGAGACUGCAAGGCGUGUUUGGCCGGCGCUUUUCGGGGGCAUGUUCAUCGCCGGAUUGUGGCCCCGGAUGCUUGGUGUCUUUCGCUGGAUUGCAUCGGUCCUGCCAAACAAGGUGAAGACGAACUCUUGAAGAGAGUGAAGUAUGGCUUGAUUGCUACUUUGGCAGUCCCAGAUGUCCUUGGCAAACUCCUUCAGCCAGCAGAACCGGGUGACGAAGAUGACGGAGGCGGUGUGGGACCGGUUCUGGACGAGGACCCGCUCUACGAGGAGGACGCUGAUGCGGACGAUGAGGGCGAGCCCCAAACGGCUGCCGAAAAG